AUGCCAGAGGAAGUCAUACGUUCCUCCGUGUCCACUUCGGACUCUCCUUCAACAGGGUCAACUCCAGGGGCCGUUGCAACCACUCCGGGAGCAACGGUUACGACUCCAGGGGCUGUGACCACGCCGACCUCGCAACACCAACCCAUACCAAAGAAAUCACAACAGAUUAAAACAGCAAAACCAAGACCUCACGUAUGUUCCGUCUGUACCAGAGGAUUUGCACGUCUUGAACAUUUGAAACGUCAUGAGCGUUCACACACCAACGAGAAGCCUUUCCAGUGUGCUGCAUGUGGCCGUUGCUUUGCUCGUCGGGACUUGGUGAUGCGUCAUCAACAGAAACUCCACACCAGUCUUCCCAUCCAUCGCGGAAGUAAAUACUCCGAAAAUGAGCAUAUCAUCAUACUUGACAACAACACAAGGCCAAACGUGCCGUUGCCCAAAGACUUUGGAAAGGACUUACCAACUCCUACAUCACACCAGGGUCAGUUAUACUCCCCUCCUAAAGAUAACUUGCCUCCUCAAGCCAACAGUAAUAAUAACCAUGAUAAUAAAGGAAACGAACAAUUAGGUGGAAUGCCUAACUUCCGUAUAUCAUCCACCAUGUUUGGAAAUAGUUCACCUAUGGCUGGCUCCAAUGUUCCUAGUGUACCCCCUGUAAUACCGUCUCCUAUCCCAACGACUUCAAGUCAAACCACACCUGCAGGGUAUCUGCAAGUCACUCCGGACUCUCCAAGAAGUAAAGCAGUGAAUCUGCAACAACUACCACCACAUCUAUCCCAUCAACCACAUCUACAACGAGAAGAGCAACUUCACCAACAACUUCAUCUUCCUCAUCACCAACCACAACUCCAUCACCAACAUCUUCAAGAGCAACAUGUUCCGGUGAAUCUUCAUAAUGAGAACAAUAUACAUCAUGCAAGUCCAUAUGAUGACUUCCAUCCAUUACCACAGUUCAAUAACACAAAUUCCAAUACAAAAUUCCGUCAUAACUCAUAUUCUGCUGCAUCCGCCAUUUCAUAUACCAAUAUUAAAGAUGCGAUGAGUAUUCAAGAAAAUAAUAAUCUUGACGAAGUUCCUCUGCAGGUUGAGUUUUCAACCCCUCAACUUACUGCUACAGAUCUUACUUCAAGAGCACUCCCAUCAGUUUUGGAUCUUGCUACGAUGGGGUUAGAUUGGGGUAAUAUUGAUACUCUUGAUUUAAAUCAAAAGGACAUGCACCCACAAGAACAACAUUCUCAGCACCAGCAACCACCUCAGCAUAUUCAACAACUGAAUGAACUGCCUGCACAACAAUCUCAACAGCAGCAGCAGCAGCAGCAACAACAACAACAACAACAGCAACAACAGCAACAACAACAAAAACAAAAACAGCUUCCACAACAACCUCCACAGUUACAGUCACAACAACUUCCACAACAACCCCCACAAUUACAGUCACAGCAAGCUCCACAACAGCCUCCACAACAGGUACAACCAAGUUACUUCAUGGCACACCAAUUUCUGAACCCAAACCAUCCACAUCACAUGAAGGGAACUACACCAUUUGAACUCGGCAUGAAUCCUCCAAAUGACUUGUCAAUGAUGCAACAUAUUAUGGAUGGACCUCCAUCGUCUACUAAGGAUCUUUUAAACAUAUCUGUUAAUCAAUUGAAGAAACGUGGCCAUGACUUAGAAAAAAGUGGGGGAGCUGCUAAGAAACUCAAAACCGAGGAAGUUGCUUGGCUUAAUGAUAUCAUGACUACUCCUUAUGAAUCUAUAUUUCCUACAGCUUCGCAUCAUGUGGGUUUUAUACAUUCGCCUAAUACCAAUGACUCCGGCUCCCCAGAUGAAAUUCCUAGUCUUUUCAGAAAUAGACAACUUGAUUUAUUGAAAAUGCAUCCUCUCCCACCACAAAUCGAAGAAUCAAUUCAGCAAUUCCAAAUUUCAUCCAUUGAGCAUAAGAAUUUUCUUACUGAGGACCUGAGAAGCAAAAUCUUACUCAUCAGUAAUUUAUCAAACCUUCAAUUUCCUCCAUUGGAGGAUCUCAAUGCGUACUUGAAGUUGUAUGAAGAAGAAUUUGACAAAUACUUCCCAUUUGUACAUCUCCCUACAUUGAAAUGCCCGGAAGCAGAUAACUUUGAAAAUAUUCCACUUUUGUUGUCCAUGGCAGCAAUUGGUGCGUUAUAUUCUUUCCAUGACACUAAUGCACUUUCUCUUUUCAACCUUUCGAAAUUACUCAUGCAUAAUUUCUUUGAGAAGGAAGUUCUUAUGCUGCUGGACAACUUAAAAAUGAAGAAGGUUCCUAUCCUGGCACAUCAAUGUCUCGUCAUGCAUAUUCUUAUCUGUAUAUUCCUCAAUGAAGAAAACAUGAUGGAAGUUUCUGCUAAACAAAUUAGGUCCAUGAGUGGUCUUAUUCUGUCCACGGAGUUUGACAAACCUCUUGAUAAUUCUCUUACUCCACCAACUGCACAAAUCAUUACUGGUGGACCUGAGGUGGUCAAGAAGAGUUUUGAUUAUUUCGUUAUGGCACAAUCAAGAAUUAGAACUUUACAUACUUUCUAUAUGCUCAAGAAUAUUCGAACUUCUUUGAUUGGAGCUUCUGAUGAUCCUUCAUCGACAGAUUGUGUGAACUAUUUUGGUUCAGGAUCUUAUUCCACUGAUUUAAAAUUAUGGAAAUGUCCAAAUCAAUCAGCUUGGUUACAACGUCUCAAGGAAAACCCUCAAAUGCAUCAAUUAUCAGCAGUGGAAUUGGGUAAUUCAGUUUCUAUGGAAGUUUUAUUAACUGAAUUAAAACAGCACUAUUCGGAACGUACUGUCCCAUUACGUUCUACUUUAACUUUAUUGAUGCAUAUUCAUGAUUUGAUUCAUCAAGAACGUGUUUCUAACGACGAAGAUGUGGUGAAGUGGAGACUUAAGUCACGACCACGUAUUGAAGCUCUACUUAAAUCAUGGGAGUCGAUAUACAUCAGAGCAGGAGGGCUUGUGGUUGUCAAUUCUAAAAAUGAACAUGUUCUUCUGGGAAAGGGAGAAUUGAAACUUAUUCUUCCUUUAUUAUACUUUGCUCGUAUAAGUCUUUGUGUAGAUUUUGCUCCUAUAAUGCAGGGCAUUUGGAGUGGAGGUUGGAAUAGUGAAUCAUUUUCAGUGCUUAAUAAAGACCCAGAGGCACUCAGAGAGGCUACUACACAUGCAGUUGAUAUCGUUAAUGUCUGGACUCACAAUAUUUCCGUGGCUAAUGAUGCUAAAAUGACAUCUCUUCGUACCCCGGUUUUUUUCGUCACCUGUGUGUUCACAGCAGUGGUGAUUAUCAGUCAUUAUUUAAAUAUAAUCGAAGAUAAAAAGCAAGGGAAUUUGACCGCCUAUGAAAGAGUUAUUUGGCUCAAGUGUGAAUCAGUAAUGAGAGCAGCAGAGAAAGUGUUAGCACCAUUAGCUGAAAAGGAAUAUGGAGACGAAGCUAGAGACAAAGCAAGAGCAAAGAUUGAAUCUGCUACAGAUGACACGGAUGUACAAAGUCUUAAUAAGACACUUACAGAGGCAGGUCUUGGCUGCCGUACUCUUGAACUUGGUGUACGUAUCCUCUCAGAUGCUCCUGUGUGGCCACUUGCCAUGGCAUUGGCACGAGCACUUAAGGAAAGACAAACUCACAUUUCUAAUAGCCAAUAG
Messenger RNA from [Candida] anglica, 3639 nucleotides. The record is from the annotation of a GenBank genome assembly. Lineage: Eukaryota; Fungi; Ascomycota; Pichiomycetes; Serinales; Debaryomycetaceae.